This is a messenger RNA of Amoebophrya sp. A120, 1714 nucleotides long. Lineage: Eukaryota; Dinophyceae; Syndiniales; Amoebophryaceae. The record is from the annotation of a GenBank genome assembly.
GUCGAGGAGCUUAGGAAGGAACGAACGGACUGAAAGUGAAAUUCAAUUUCAAUACAGAACAAGUUCGUAGUGUAGGAUGUUUUCCAUCUAAUUUAUAUGCCGUGAUUGCCCGACGUGAAACAGCUGAAAGGAAGGAGCUAUGAACUGCGACAGUUUUGAGGCAAAUUCUUGUGCUGCAAAAGCACGACCUACAAAUUAUGCUUUGAAAACUACGAAACAGUCAUCAAUAUCCAUCGAAACCCAGAUUUCUGGGCGAUGAGACGAAAAGCUGAAAGGUAAAGGAUACAAAGGAAAAUAUUCGAGAAGUAAGAGCUGCAGUGACCACGACAAGAUUCAUUCUAUCACAUGGAAGACGAGAAUCAAUUAUGUGAGCGCUUGAUUGCACCAGUAAUCAGUAAGUUGUGUGUCAUAAUGAUCAGUGACUUGAAGCAAGUUCCGGUAAAGGACAAGUUUCCACGCGUAAAGAUGUGCAUAUGGCAAACAAAGUACAGGUAAGUAGUUUGUCGUGCGCUUUGUACGAUUCACUAUGAGAUCAAAUUCGGUGCAGGCCCCACUACAGUGAAGACGCCUCUUGUUCUUCUUUUUGUACCUCCCCGAGAUCCUCCCAUUUUGCUGAAGCAUAAUGAAGAGCAGUUUAUAAUUCGGUGUUCUACCAAAUCCAAACAGAAUAGCUCUUUCUCUCGUUCGGUUCCCUCGAAGCACGUAGUCGCUUCUUAAAACGCUGAAACAUAAUCCUGAUCAAAUUGGUAGCUUUCUUUUGCUGAGCUGUACCACUCGAAAAAUAACCGAGGAAACCUGAAGGUCAAGCUCACUCAACCCAGUUGGUUUCGCAACGCGUUUUCUUUCGGAAUAUUUCUCGAUCUGGUUUUUCUUGGAGCACCUCUUGAUCUGAUUUCGGAUCACGUUCUAGAAAGCGGGCAAAAGAUCAUGUCCAACAUUACUGGUUCCGCGAGUUGGACCCCGGCUAGCUCGAGCUCGUUAUGAAAGUGCACACUUCUCCGCCUCCCCGUGAUUUGUGUUGCAUGAACAGCAAUACAAGCGUCAGCAAGAAUACAGGUUUUGCAUCACAAAUUUGGACAGGCGUGUAGUGCUAUUUGGGCUGCCAGAACUUGUCAUGCAAACAGUGCCAAGAGCCCAGGCCAGGCGUAAAUUAGGCAUUUUGCGCGACAAAUGAGGGGGAGGGGGAGUUGUGCACUCUCAUACCCGUCUCCUCCAGCGUACAAACCUGUGCACCAAAAAAUGGAUACAGCGACGGAGAGCAGCGAAAUGAUGAGAAACGCGAACAAUCUUGAGCCAGUGCCAGCUGCUAGUGAACGAAUUGACCGCGGUACUGGGACUGGAAGGCAUGAUCCUGGUCGUGUGACGGCUCAAAAUACUACAUCAACCACAGGCAACUACAGAUUCUACCCACCCCGCAACACGCUCCGCGGGAAAAUAUGGGAGUUGCUGGAAAUCCGCACACGACAGGAAGAGAGUAUGCUUCUGCUCUCUUUCUUCGCCGCCUUUGUCGGGAUAAGCGUUAUGAUUAUCACGACGUAUUUCCUGGACGACAUGGGGCUCACCGCGGAAGAACACGACUCGCUGAGACAAGAAUUGUUCCAUUUACACCAUAUCUGAUACAUACGCAAAUCAAAAAAACAAUUAGACUGCAGCUGCAUGAUGCAACCAAAGCCGCUAAGCGACGCCAUCUUCAAUGCGUUCGGAAAAAAGCACG